Molecule: messenger RNA, 3403 nt
Organism: Pan troglodytes (chimpanzee)
Lineage: Eukaryota; Metazoa; Chordata; Mammalia; Primates; Hominidae
Gene: STX3
Product: syntaxin 3
Exons: 10
Coding region: 857-1597 (246 amino acids)
Biological process (GO): intracellular protein transport; exocytic insertion of neurotransmitter receptor to postsynaptic membrane; vesicle fusion
Cellular component (GO): endomembrane system; SNARE complex; plasma membrane
Molecular function (GO): SNARE binding; SNAP receptor activity
Source: RefSeq, a predicted model, not a curated record
GAUUGUUGCAGACCAGCCAGAGAAUGAGAUGCUGGGGGAGCCAAUCAAGAGACUGUCCACAUGGCUGGAGAAUCCCAAAUAGCCAUAGGAUUUCCCAGUGGUUUCUGAAAACAGGAAAAUCUUUACUCCUAAUGUGAAAAUUGAAAGCUUGGGCUUUGUAGGAAUUGUGUCUGGAACCUGUUUGAACAGCAUGGAGAAGGGUUUAGCGACCCUGGGGUUCAGAUCCAAAAGAUAAGUUUGAUUCUACCUGUUGCCAUGUUUUAGCUGUGUGGUUUUUGCCAAGUUACCUAACCUCCCUAAGUUUUAGGUUCCUCAACUGUAGUGAGUUACAGUAACUACCACCACAACCAACAGCAACAAAACCUAGCAUGUGUUGAACUUACAGUGUACCAGGCACCAUACAAAAGCAUCCUAUAUUCAUUAUCUCUUUUAUACCUUACACAAUCCUAUGAAGCAGGUAGUGUUUUUAUCAGCAUUUAACAGAUAAGGAAACCUAGGCACAGCAAGAUAGGUAACUUGCCAGUUCCUCCCUUUCUCACCCCUCACCCCCUGAAAGAAAACACACACACACACACACACACACACACACACACACAACCCAGCAAUUGGUAGAGCUAGGAUUUAAUUUCAGAUGUUGAGACACCGGAAUUUGAUAUAUCAGAGAGCUGUUAUGAGUUUUAAAGGAAAUUAUGUGUAAAAUGCUGAAUAUAGUUCCUAGUACUUCAUGAGCAUUCAAUAAUUUAGCCAUUUAUUGUGUUUUUAGCCUCACUCUGCUCUUUUUUGCCUUUUGCAGAAGCAGCUGACACAGGAUGAUGAUACUGAUGAGGUUGAGAUUGCUAUCGACAACACGGCUUUUAUGGACGAGUUCUUUUCUGAGAUUGAGGAAACUCGGCUUAACAUUGACAAGAUCUCAGAACAUGUAGAGGAGGCUAAGAAACUCUACAGUAUCAUUCUCUCUGCACCGAUUCCAGAGCCAAAAACCAAGGAUGACCUAGAGCAGCUCACGACUGAGAUUAAGAAAAGGGCCAACAACGUCCGGAACAAACUGAAGAGCAUGGAGAAGCAUAUUGAAGAAGAUGAGGUCAGGUCAUCGGCAGACCUUCGGAUUCGGAAAUCCCAGCACUCUGUCCUUUCUCGGAAGUUUGUGGAGGUGAUGACCAAAUACAAUGAAGCUCAGGUGGACUUCCGAGAACGCAGCAAAGGGCGAAUCCAGCGGCAGCUCGAAAUUACUGGCAAAAAGACAACCGAUGAGGAGCUGGAGGAGAUGUUGGAGAGUGGCAACCCAGCCAUCUUCACUUCUGGGAUCAUUGACUCACAGAUUUCCAAGCAAGCCCUCAGUGAGAUUGAGGGACGGCACAAGGACAUUGUGAGGCUGGAGAGCAGCAUCAAGGAGCUUCACGACAUGUUUAUGGACAUCGCCAUGCUGGUGGAGAAUCAGGGUGAGAUGUUAGAUAACAUAGAGUUGAAUGUCAUGCACACAGUGGACCACGUGGAGAAGGCACGAGAUGAAACGAAAAAAGCUGUGAAAUACCAGAGUCAGGCCCGGAAGAAACUGAUUUCACUCCAGACUGGUGUGGCCACCCUUGUCUUCAGAUGAGAAUGGAGUCUGAAUGGCCUUCCUGAGAACGAGUGCGACCCGUUCCUUUGUUUCCUUGCAACCACCCUUGGACCUGACUCAGCUAACAAUCUAGUCCUGGGGGAAUGUGAUCUACCUGAUGUGACCCUGAGUUCUCCCCAGAGCCUCCUCCUGCCCCACCAGCUCUCAAGUACCUUUUCUCCUGGACUGUGUGGACCCACCCAGCUUUCUUCCUCCCUGUUGUGUGUCAGAUUAUGCCUUGCACUUGGGAAAGCUCUUGUGAGACCCUCCCAAGGUGCUGUAUUUUUCUACCUCAUGGAGUAUUCUCCCAGAAACUGCAAUGUAUUUUUUUAGGGGAGUAUCUUUAACAAAGCAGAAGGAUUCUUCUAAGUUUGGCAACAAGAAGGCUUGGAUCUGAGUCUUCUACCUGGCAGGAUGCCAAUCCUGUUUGUUGUCCGUAUGUCCUGAAAACAUGAGGGACUGGCAGAUGUCAUUUUGGUCUAAAGAGCUGACUUGUUUGAAAUUCAGCCUUAAAUUAAGCUCUUAGUUGUUCAGCUUGGGGGGGCAACUUUGAUUUUUCUCUGUGUUGUAGUCUCUCAUAUUUACUCAAGGAGGGACCAGGAUGAUACAGUCAUCUGAGGUUAUGCUUUGCAAAAGGCUGACGGUAUGGAAUAUGUUUCCAUGUCUGAGUCUUAGAAACUUGCUGCUCAUUGUUAGAAAGUGAUGCUUUGUGAGACUAUUGUCUUGGGGCCAAAAAUAAUCAGGGAUUUUAAAUUGGGCAAGGGACAAGGUGCUAGAAUCCUAAGCUCUGGAAAUAUUUCAUGACACUGGUGUAUUCACUCAUGUGUUCCAGAUGUAUUCUAAUUGUGUAUGAAAUGUAUGUACACAUAAGUGUGUGUGUCUCAGGAAGUAGGAAAUAAAAAUGGAAGCUAUUAUGACCUCAAAAAAAAAAGCCAACUUUGAGCUAGGAUAAAAAUUGGGUAAAGGACAUUUGCUUACCUGCAAAUGAAUCACUGUGGAAAUGUGAUCUUCCCAUAUCAUCAAGAAACUUGUUUUCUGGAUGAAUACUGGGAGAAUAAAAUGAGAACUCUGGAGUGAGCUAAAUUGAUCCCAAUUAAGUUUUUCUGCUUAGCAGACAGAAGGUAUAAUUUUUUGACACCCUUCCCCACCUGGUGCCUAUGCUAGGCUUGUCCUGAGAACAUCCCUCAGUAACUUGAUAUUCACAUGACCUACAGGAUGUCCCAUCUGCAGGGCUGAGUCAGUUGGGGAACACCAGAGGCUACACAGUAGCUCUUCCUGCUACUCGGUUAAUGAGCUUGGCAGGUUCUUUGUCUCACUGAAUUCUUAUCAUGGAAACAGCAGCAGCAGCCGCUAGGAAAUCUUCAAGUGUAGUGUCUGUGCUAACCCCCAGUGGUAAAUCCCUUAGAUCCCCUGCUGGUCUCUGGCAGUCUCCUUGAUUUUGGGUACCAUGUAUAUUUUCCGCUUUGACUUUAACGCUUUCUAGGAUAGGGUAAGCACCCUUAAUUCAGGCACUGUCCAUUAGCUUCCUUUGCAAAGGCUACUUAUGGCCGGUCACAAUCCAGCACUCAGACAGAGCCAAGGCAAUAUCUUCUUGCCCAUGGCUAUGAUGUCAGACAGUGGAUGGGCUCCAGCAACAAGAGACAAAAUAACUAAAGGCCUUUGCUCUCCUCUGACAUUGAGGCCUGGGGCUUACAGUUUGGAAUACAACAUGUGAAAGUUUUUGUUGUUGUUUGUAUUUUUUAGAUGUAAACUUGAUUAUUUUAUUGCUAAUUUAAAAAUAAAAAUGACUUUGUAUUGAUUGUGAAA